This is a messenger RNA of Naegleria lovaniensis, 2661 nucleotides long. RefSeq lists its product as uncharacterized. Gene Ontology annotation, biological process: proteolysis; peptide catabolic process. The record is from RefSeq and is a predicted model, not a curated record. The coding region runs from base 1 to 2661 and encodes 886 amino acids. Gene Ontology annotation, cellular component: cytoplasm. The transcript has 2 exons. Gene Ontology annotation, molecular function: metalloaminopeptidase activity; peptide binding; zinc ion binding. NCBI's taxonomy places the organism in Eukaryota, Heterolobosea, Eutetramitea, Acrasida, Naegleriidae.
AUGUCUGUUUCUCAACGAAAGGAUCAACUUCCUUCCGAUGUUACACCACUCGUUUAUCGGCUUCAUCUAAACCCAAAUCUUGAAACGUUUGAAUUUAGUGGAGAGGAGUCGGUUGAUCUCAAGAUUAAUGUGAAUCCAAAUCAAAUUACUCGAAUUGUUGCCAACAGCAAGGAUUUAAAUAUUCGUGAAGCCUAUUUGAUGAUUCAUCACCAAAGAGUCAAUUUCAAAAACAUUGGCUUUGAUAUUGAGAAUGAUCAGAUCAUUUUCGAAUUGAAUGAUUCGUUGGAAGUGAUCAUGAACAAUAUGCCACGUGAUGACGAAAAGGCAUUGGAAAUCAUCACACUACAUAUCAAGUUUACAGGAGAAUUGAACGAUAAACUAUGUGGAUUUUAUCGUUCAAAAUAUAUCCGGGAUGGUGUUGAAAAAUAUGCAGCCGUAACUCAAUUUCAACCAGCGGAUGCAAGAAGAAGCUUUGUGUGUUGGGAUGAUCCUGCUUUCAAGGCCAUCUUUGAAAUUUCCCUUGUUGCUCCAAAAACUCACAUAGCACUCUCUAACAUGCAUUGUAUGGAAGAAACAGAUAUAGAUGAUACGAGAAAGCUCCACAAAUUUGCACCAACUCCUCCCAUGUCAACUUAUUUAGUGGCAUAUAUUGUUGGAGAGUUCGAUUAUGUCGAAACAAUUUCAUCAGAAACACACCAUCCGGUUCCUAUCCGUAUUUACACACCGGUUGGAAAGAAGGACCAAGGUCUAUUUUCAUUAGAUGUUGUGGCAAAAGUAUUGCCAUUAUUUGAAAAAUAUUUUGACAUGCCUUACCCAUUGACAAAGAUUGAUUUGAUUGCAGUAUCACAAUUAUCAUUUGGUGGCAUGGAGAAUUAUGGGCUCAUUACAUUCCGUGAACAGAUUUUACUUGUUGAUCCUGUGAACACGUCAGCGCUUGCUAAGCAAACAGUUGCCAUUGUGGUGGCACAUGAAUUGAGUCACCAAUGGUUUGGUAAUUUGGUCACUCCCAAAUGGUGGGAAAGUCUUUGGUUGAAUGAAGGUUAUGCAACAUAUUUAGAAUACUUCGCCAUCGAUUGUUUGUAUCCUGAAUGGCGUGUCUUUGAGCAAUUUAUUUAUAGCGAUUUUUAUAGAGCAUUCGCAUUAGAUGGUUUAAGAAAUUCUCAUCCUGUUGAAGUUCCUGUAAAUUCUGCGGCUGAAAUUGAUGAAGUGUUCGACGCAAUUUCAUACAGCAAAGGCUCAUGUUGCGUGCGUAUGUUAAUUGAAUGGUUGGGUAUUGAAAACUUUAGAAAAGGAAUGAUUCAAUAUUUGAAAAAGUAUAAAUUCUCCAAUGCGAGCACGAAUGAUUUGUGGAACUGUUUAAGCGAGGUAUUGGAAGUGGACGUUGCUUCUGUCAUGAGCUCGUGGACCUUAACAACAGGUUAUCCUAUUGUUUCUGUUACUGAAGGAAAUGUUGGUGGAAUGGAUACUCGAAAUUUGGUCCUGACUCAACACAGAUUUGUUGAAGAUAUUGGAGCAGAUAUUAAUAACCCUUCGAUUUGGUCCGUUCCAAUUUCAUACAUCAUUUGCAAUUCGGACGAUUCAACAUCUGAGCAAAAAGUGUUGAUGAGAGAAAAAGAAAUUGUUAUUUCUGUUCCUGCAAAUAUGAAAUGGAUCAAAUUUAACAAGAAUCAAGUUGGUUUUUUCCGUGUGAAUUUUAGAAAUGAUCAGUAUUAUGCCAACUUGGUUCUUCCCAUUAAGAACAAACAAUUGUCUCCAAUUGAUCGAAUGUCUAUCAUUGAAGACGCUACUAGCCUAUCGAAAUGUGGAAUUGUACCAAUUGAACAAGUUCUCUCCUUGUUUUCUGCUUAUUCCACUGAGGAUAAUCACACAGUAUUGUCGAGUGUUGCUUCAUGCCUAAACACCAUUGGUAACCUGAUCAAAAAUGAGAAUGAACACAUACAGCAAAAGUUCAAUGCAUUUGCACGAUCAAUUUUCGUUCACUUGAGAGACGAGCUUGGAUGGGAACCAAAACCGAACGAAGACCAUUUAACAGGCAUGAAACGAACCCUUGUGAUGAAUACCUUGUUACAAUACAAGGACGAGAAAACCAUUCAACAAGCUCUCUCGAAAUUUGAAAAUUUCCUAAACAAUCCACAAUCGCUCAUUCCUGAUCUUCGAAGCGUUGCAUACUCAGCAGCUGUUAUGCAUGGCAGGGAUUCAUUCCAACAGGUAUGGAGAGUUUACGAGAGCUCUGAUUUAACAGAAGAAAAAAUCCGAGUGUUAAAAUCGAUUGGAUUGACACAAGAUGGAGAGUUGUUACAACAGACAUUGAAUCGUGUGUUGGAUGGUUCAGUACCCACUCAGAACAUUUCAUACAUGCUGAUGGGACUAUCCCAAAAUGCAAAAGCUUGCACUUUAAUGUGGAAAUAUUUCUUUGAAAAUUAUACUGCAAUUAGAGAAAAAUUUGAGAGUGGUUUACUCUUUGGAAGAAUUAUCAAGUUGUUUACUGAAAACACCAUAGAUGAGAAUGAAGUCAUUCAAAUUAAGGACAAUUUAGAAAAGAUCAAAACCAAAGCAAUACAACGAACAGUGGAUCAGGUGAAAGAAUCUAUUACUCUCAACAGCAAAUGGAGCGCCUCAUGCAAGAAUGAUAUCAUUUUUUGGCUCAGUAAUAACUUGUAG